ACAAGAAGAGGAGGAGGAGAAAAUAAUCAUAUACAGUGUUCAUAAGGAGGGAACUCCGAGAGAGAGAGAGAGAGAGAGAGAGAGAGAGAGAAAGUUUCCAGCUGAUCACUGGAACGCAGCAGCAGCAGCACUCGGAUCGGCUGCAUGAGGAUCCCUCGGUGUGGUCAUGUCUGGAUUCUUUCUACCUGUGCUGUUGCUCCUCCCCCUGGUGGCCUCUGUCCCCUCCCCCUCCAGGUCACCACCCAAAUAUUGCCGCAGGUGCUGCGAUCACCUGGAUCCACCCCUCAGCAACUCGCCCCGCCCCGUGGCCUAUCAGACGCCAGAGGUUCGCACGUUCAUUAACAUGACCAUUCUUAAAGGAGAUAAAGGCGAUCGAGGUGAGAGAGGAACUCCGGGGAAACCAGGAGCAGAAGGACCUUCAGGUCCCAGAGGAGCCAUAGGUCCUAAAGGCAGUAAAGGGCAGGCUGGAGCUCCAGGAGACCCCUGCAAGACCCAGCAUUCGUCCUUCUCAGUGGGCCGCAGGAAGGCUCUCCACAGUGACGACUAUUACCAGGCACUGCUCUUUGACACCGUCUUUGUCAACAUUGACGAACACUUCAACAUGUUUAAAGGCAAGUUCUACUGCUAUGUGCCAGGUAUCUACUUCUUCAACAUCAACAUCCACACAUGGAACUUCAAGGAGACCUAUCUGCACCUGAUGCAGAACGAACGCGAGCAGGUGAUCCUGUACGCGCAGCCCAGUGACCGCUCCAUCAUGCAGAGCCAGAGCGUCAUGCUUUCUCUUGAGCUUAACGAUGAAGUCUGGGUGCGCCUCUUCAAGCGGGAGCGGGAGAACGCCAUUUAUAGCGAUGACGUUGACGUCUACAUCACCUUCAAUGGCUACCUUGUAGCUCCUGCUGCAUAGAAAUGACGUCACAGGGAUGGUUUCCAAAUACUGAGAGUGGGAUAUAUGGAUUAAGGCUUCUCUCAGGAAAAACGUGUGCCAAUGCAGUUCUCUGAAGAGAAAGGAAGCAGUGCUAAUUUAAUAAUUAACAAUGCAUUAGGUACAGUUAGCUGACAGAUGAUUAACAUAUUGGUGCUAAAAUAGCUGACUCACUAACAAUUUGAUUCGGUACCUUCGGUUUUAACCCUUUUGUUUUUUGCUGUGUUAUAUAUGAUUAAUUUGGCUGCAGAGCAGCCUCAUUAACUUAUCAAUGGGCAAAACAAUGCAGAAUAUCAUAGAUCUGUUAAGAAGCUUCUUCUAAGCAUAGCAUUGUACAUUGUGAAAGGAAAACAAGUCACCUGUACUGUAUUGUAUCUGUCCUUCCAAAAAAAAAUCCACGCUUCCUGAAAGGGGGUUGACUGGAAAAUUCUCAGACUUAUGUAAGCAGUUGGCCUGGAUCAUCGUUUUUACUUUUUACCAUGUCUCUGGAACCAGCCUGGUCUGAGUAAUGGUUUUUGUUUGUUGAGGUCCUUGCUUAUAACAGCUGGACAGAACAGCUUUUUCAGUGCCAUUAACACCAAUACAGAGUGACAGGAGUAAAGGUGCAGCAGCAGCAAUACCUAUGCAAGAACCUAAAACUUAAUCCAUCCUGCUAACUUUAAAAUAAGUCAGUUUUUUGUCAUUGUAUCCAACAUUCUUUUAUUUUUUAGCAUAAAUAAGGCAUUCGCUAGUUGGCUAUCUAGAUGGUACAGGAUGAAUACAUUAUGGUUAGAUGAACUGUAUCAACAUAUCCCUUUCAAACCGACUACAGUGUUAGUGUAAUGAUGUACCUUUGGAUUAAUAUAUCCAUUGGUACAAAUGACCAGCUUCUCUGCAAUAUCAGUCAGCUGGAUUUUUAUCAGUUAUGUUUUUUGCCUUUUGGUACAUUUUAGCAGGUUUUUAGCGUAGGUCAUGGUUACAGUCUUGUUGCACCAGCGCCAGUAAAUUUGGCGAGUCUGACAUUUAAUUGGUUUUUAAAUGAAAAAGUAAUUAAAUCAAUCUCUUUAAUUACAUGUCAGGUGAAAUGAGGUGACCUAAAUUGUGUAAAUAGCCUUGUGUAAAUUACCCUUAAUGCAUCUGCGAUGUUCCAAUUUUUGAACCAAAUUGGUUAAAUAUCCUGGUAUGGCCAGAUCAUCUGAUUUUUCAUCCUCUUGCUAGAUUCAUAUCAGCUUAGGCAUUUUAAUGAUGACCAUGAAAAUAGCAAUUGGGCAAGAAGAGGAAAACCUGGCUAAUGCCCAACUAAAUUAGCAUUAGAGAUACAAAAUACCUCUAAACUAUGUUUGCCCCAUACAAAAAAUUAUGUCUGAAAGCUUUUAUACACGCCCCGUGUGUUAAGAUAAUGCACCCUGAGGGAUUAAUUUGAACAUGAUUUAGCACUUAAGUAUGACAAAAAGGAGGCUUUAUCGUAAAACGGCCAUAAAGCAUAUCCGACUGGCAAUCAAUUUUAAACAGUUUGGCUCAGCAAAUGUGCUUUCCUGACUUGUGUAUAAAUGCACCCCAUUACUCAUGAUUGCACUGCAGAUUGCUAGGAUGGUACGACAAAGAAGAACUGAGGGACAGUGAAGAAAUAAACCGAAUGGUGUAAAAGUGUCUAAACUGAGCUGUCUUAAUACUGUGCCACUGAUAUUGAUUCGAUCUGAAAGAAAAAGAGGCCACCCAUCUGCCUCUGGAAGGAAACCCAGCUGCGUUAGAGCUGCUAUGUUUAUAGACACCAGAAACAGGAAACCAGACCAACUAUCUGUAAUCACAACCAGCAAACAAAGUCAGUGAGAGCAAGAGAGUAAUGAAGGACAGGGGGUGGUUCUUGCUCGAAAUACAAAAACCACAGAUCACGUUAGGGUUUUUUUGCACUUUUAUUUUUGUUAUUAACCAAUAUUAGUCAGUAAUACAGCCAAGGACAGCUGGUAGAGGCCAAUGGAGUGUGUAGGUUGGACAUAUAUUUGCUGUUAAAGACAUUUUUACCAUCCAAAAUGGCCAGUUCUGGGCAGAGAAAACCAUUCUUGGCUGAGGCAAAGUCAAUACAACACUGAUUUUAUUACUCUAUAAACAAUUAAAUGAAGGGCUAUGAGCAGGUCACGGUGAGACAGCGUCUACAGAAAACCCCAACCGUUUGCAUCCUUUGAAAUCUGCCCCACUGUAUAAAUGUGGUUUUAAUGGCAUUGAGGAGGUUUAUAUUUUAUGUUUGCUGAGUUUGGAUCAGUGUUCCACAUGUAUAUGUGAGAGUCUGGGUUUUGUUUAGUCUUGAUUUCCAGGUUGUUUUGCAGCUAUAACCUCAAAUUUGAACCUCGCCUUUUAAAUUUGAUAGCCAGUGCUAUAGCAAGUAUCUGUCAGAAGCACUAUCGAGUUCCUCUGUUUGUCUCAGGUGCUGUCGGAGUUGUGACAGUUAUACUUGCUUCACUGUGCUACUAGAAAAUACACCUAGGUGCAUUUCAGUUAAUCCUUCCAUCAAAAACCUGAACCGCAGCAAAGCCUCAGAGUAGGGCUUUAUCUUGGGUGGAGAUAAUACAUCACAAGAAACUCAAAAUGACAUGAUUUUAGGUGAUCCUACGAUCAAAAACCUGACUCUAAGUGAGGCUGUAGUCUGCAUCUAACAAGAAAGUACAUUUUAUGAGUCCAUUUAUGAUUUUUAGUUGAUUUUGCCAUUUAAAAAACCUUUUUAAAAAAAGUCUGGAGUUAUGUAUGUGACAGGAAAAUCCAUAUUUUGAGAUUUUCAGGUGAUCCUACAAUCAGAAAUCUCACUCUGAGCAAGGCAAGCAUUGUAUAGAAUUGGUAUAUUAUAAGAAAAUCUAUUUACAGGUGAUUUUAUUAUCGAAACAUGCCUCAGAUUGAGGCUAGAAUUAGCUGUUGCUAGCAUGUCAAAAGGAAGUACAUUCAUUUCCGGUUGAUUUUGCUAUUGAAAUGGACCCAGGACAAGGCUCCUCAAUGUUUUGGUUGAAGUUAGCAUAUAACACGAAGGUUAAAUAUGAGAUUUUCAGCUGAUUUUGCGCUUUACAAAAAACCCAGAAGAAAGGCUAGUAUUGACUCAAGCUAAUAUGGAAAAAGAAAAUGAUUUUUGAAAAGAUUUUCAGGUGAUCCUUCAAAUCAAACACCUCACUCUGAGCAAGACAAGUAUUGUACAGAAUUGGUAUAUUACAAGAAAAUCUCUUUUAAGUUAAUAAUACAAUCAAAACAUGCCUCAAAGCAGUUACAACAAAAUCCAAUUUCAGGUGAUUUUACUAUCGAAACACACCUCAGAGUGAGGCUAGUACUAGCUAUAGUUAGCAUUUCCAGGCAAUUUUGUGAUCCAGAACAAGGCUAGGUUUGCUUGAAGUUAGCAUAUCACAAGAAGCUAAGAUUUUAGGUGUUUCUUACCAUCCAUAAACUGACGAUAGUACUGUCUAGCGUUAGCAUUUCAGAGAUUUUCAGUCGAUCCUACCACCAAGUGAGGCUCUAAAAGGGACUAACACUGGAGUUAGCACAUUACCAGAAAAAUCCAUUUUCAGGUUACAGUACUAUUGAAAACAUGCCUUAGUUUUAGUUAGCAUGUCAGAAGAACGUUUAUUUAUGAAAUUUUCAGAUGUUUUGCUAAUGAAAAGCUGACUCAGGUUAUGGCUGGUGUUGUCCGGAAUUGUUAUAUUACAAGAAAAUCCUUCUUUCAGGCGAUCAUACUAUCAAAAAACACGAUUCGCCGUGAAGCCGAUUGUAAAUCAGAUCAAGCAUCUGACUGAAAGGAAAGCUUUUAUUGACUGACACGAGCAUAUUACCAUGCUAACAUUAAAGUGAACUGACAUUUCCAAAUGGAGCUUAGCAAACAUGCCUCAUGUACUUUAACCUUGCCAGAAUAGUUUAUGGCUCAACCAAAAUCUGCUCCAUUCUACAUCUAAUCCAGAUGUUGCUUUCAGAUGACUGGAGUUGAACGAGGUGAUAGUCAAACACCAGACUAGGAGCACUUCGCACAAAUGUUCAUAUUUCUGUCCUAGUGAUUUGGCUGCUCUUUAAAAAUAAAAAAUUGAGGUACUAUUCGAAUAGAACUUUCUAUCUAAACAGCUUGCCUGUCACACUGAGCCUUUUUUGUACCGCUUUUCACAUUUGAGCAAAUUACACACGUCAGCUGUUGAAAUUAGAUCAUGUUUGCAAUUACAAAAAAAUUUUUUAAAAAAUGCUGGAAUUAAAACACCUGGUUAUUCUCCAGAUGUUUCUGAUGCCAGGUCUAAAGAUUGUUGCUGUAUUAUAAAGGUGCUAAAUUGUAUGUUUACUGGCAAAAGUGCACUUUUUGUAUACGUGAAUAUAAAUAUUGCUUGUAUUAUGUAAAUACAUUUUUUUAUGUAGCAAAUAUUAUCAUUAAAAUCUGCAGCAAAGUGA
This is a messenger RNA of Hemibagrus wyckioides, 5302 nucleotides long. RefSeq names its product C1q and TNF related 6b (gene c1qtnf6b). Bases 167 to 904 code for a protein of 245 amino acids. Gene Ontology annotation, molecular function: protein binding. The record is from RefSeq and is a predicted model, not a curated record. NCBI's taxonomy places the organism in Eukaryota, Metazoa, Chordata, Actinopteri, Siluriformes, Bagridae. The transcript has 3 exons.